GCAGCGCGGCAUAAGAGGCGGAUAUAAGGAUUGGCGCCGGCGCCACAGCUGAUCCAUUCACUCAUUCUUCCUUCUGGAGAAGCUCGAGUCCAGUCGCCACGACCAUGUCCAGACGCAGUGAUCGCAUCACCCUUCAAGCCAGAGACUCAAACACGCUGGAACCCACCCCCAGAGCGCCACUGAGGAAAAGAAAGUGCGAGCAGCCCUCCAAGAAGAGUCAACCCGCUGCAAAGAAACAAAGCUGCUAUGAAAUUCAGAAGUGUUGGUCGGACGAAGGAGCCAGUCCGUGCGUCCUCAUCGAGACGCCGCACAAAGAACUGGAACCCGCCGACCUUGCCGGCUUCAAGCAGUACCGUUUCAAGAACCUCUUCAUCAAGCCCUCGCCCCUCCCUUGUCUCAGUUGGGCCAGCUCGGACGACGUGUGGAUCAAGAUGCUCAACAAGGAGCUCAAGUACGUUCACGACAAGAAUUACUUGCAGAGACACCAAAAGCUGCAGCCCAGCAUGAGGGCCAUCCUCCUCGACUGGCUACUUGAGGUGAGCGAAGUGUACUGCCUCCACCGGCAAACGGCGUACUUGGCGCAGGACUUCUUUGACCGCUUCAUGCUGACUCAGGAGGACGUCAACAAGGACUACCUGCAACUCAUCGGCAUCACCGCGCUCUUCAUCGCCUCCAAGAUCGAGGAGAUCUACCCUCCUAAAAUUGGCGAGUUUGCCUACGUGACGGAUGGCGCCUGCGACACGUGGGACAUCCGCCGCACCGAGCUUCAAAUCCUCAAGGCAUUAGACUGGAAUCUUUGUCCGGAGACUCCCAUCUCUUGGCUCAAGCUUUACGCUCAAGUGGAGGCCCAGAACGGCGAUGAGAACUUUCUUGUGCCGCAGUUCUCACAGGAAAUAUACAUUCAGAUGACGCAGCUGUUGGACUUGUGCAUAAUGGAUAUCCGCUCGUUGGACUUUAGCUACAGCGUCCUCGCCGCCGCCGCCUUCUGCCACUUCUCCACCUUCGACGUCGUCAACAAAGUGUCCGGUCUGACGUGGGAAAGCGUGUCGGAGUGCGUGCGGUGGAUGAGCCCCUUCGUGGACACGCUGCGCUCAGAGGCCAAACCUGAGCUCAAGACUUUCGCCAGAGUGAAGACUGAAGACCGACACAACAUCCAGACGCACGUUAUCUACUUGGACUUCCUGAGAAAAGCUCAAGAGCGCCACACUCGGGAUGUCAGCAACUGCCCGCUUUCACCUGUGGUUGCCAUGGCAACCGUCUUGACACCACCCAGCAGCACGGAGAAACCGACUAAUGACUGAGUGGGAGAGGGAUCUUGGCAGCCUUUUUUUUAGCAGCCAAAAAAAAAACAAGUUGAAUUUAAAGACAUGAAAUGAGAUUUUUGCGAAAGACUUCCUGGUGCUUCUUCAUUUUGUCGUUCCAUCCCAUUGGCAGCGUGGGGAACCUGCAGCUUUGUGGUCACUGGCGAUCACUUAUUUUGUGUGUUUUUCGUGACUGUUUCGUUCCUGGAAACUUGACUUGAGCCAUUGCUGCUGCUUACACGCUACUACGGGCUCGUAUUUAUUGAAUUUAAAG
Messenger RNA from Syngnathus acus (greater pipefish), 1575 nucleotides. It is a transcript of the gene ccne2, whose product is annotated as cyclin E2. Bases 105 to 1301 code for a protein of 398 amino acids. Gene Ontology annotation, cellular component: cytoplasm; nucleus; centrosome. Gene Ontology annotation, molecular function: cyclin-dependent protein serine/threonine kinase regulator activity. NCBI's taxonomy places the organism in Eukaryota, Metazoa, Chordata, Actinopteri, Syngnathiformes, Syngnathidae. Gene Ontology annotation, biological process: regulation of cyclin-dependent protein serine/threonine kinase activity; G1/S transition of mitotic cell cycle. The record is from RefSeq and is a predicted model, not a curated record. The transcript has 12 exons.